Messenger RNA from Sorghum bicolor (sorghum), 2357 nucleotides. RefSeq lists its product as uncharacterized. The transcript is spliced from 3 exons. Lineage: Eukaryota; Viridiplantae; Streptophyta; Magnoliopsida; Poales; Poaceae. The coding region runs from base 1729 to 2235 and encodes 168 amino acids. The record is from RefSeq and is a predicted model, not a curated record.
UUUGGGUCCCUAUUUUGAAUGCCCUCCCCAGAUCCAGCGGCUCCCUAUCCCCUCUCUCUCUCUCUCCCGUCCGCACGCGCCGCCCCGCCGGCGGCCUCGCGGCCUCCCUCCUCCGCACGCGCCCCCGCACCAGCACCAGCACCGUCGCCACGGCCGGCCCUCCUCCACCGCACCAGCACCUUGAACAAGUGGAUCGAGGAGCGGAACGCCGGCCGGGAGCACCUCGAGUUAAACUUCCGUUGGACGCGCCGCAGCCUCGCUGUCGUCGGCUUCUUCGGCCUCGCCGUCCCCAUCCUUGUCUACAAGGGCAUCGUCCGCGAAUUCGAAUACCCAAGUGCCAUCGUAGGUUCAGGAGGAGGAUGUAUGGGAGGCAUGCAUCGCAGCUGCUGAAGGAGAUCGACUCCUCUGAGGCUGGCCAGCUUGCGCCAUUCAACGUAAUUCCUGCUUCUCUGUACUCACCUGCAGCUACUAGUUUGGAAUCAGAGUGAUUACUGCUUUUAUCUCGUUUGUGUCUGUGGGAGGCUGCAAUUCUGUAUGAUCUAGUGUGUUCUGUGUUUGAUGGGUUAAUUUGCGUGUGGAAAACCUUUUGUAUCCUCAGUCGAAAGUAUUGCUUUGGUAGCACCUUAAAAUCCAUGAAUUGUCAGAUCAAAUAUUGUUGGUUUUGCUGACAGAUGUGCCUGCAAAGUUAUAUAAUUUUUUUGAGCUACUGAGCCAGUGUCUUUUAGACUCCUCUCCCUUCUAAACAUGUUAGUUAAUAUGUGUUAUCCAAAUUGGAAGAAACUCGUAUUGGACCUGGACACCUGGUUUAAUUCUCCAUCAAGUUAGACACUCUGAUUUAGCAACAUGACAGUUAAACGAAAGAAUGAACAACAUGGUUGUUCAGCUCAGCACAAUGAUUUAGCACAACCUGUUCUUAGCAGGCUGGCUGCACAGAUAAUUACAAAAUUUCUGCACUAAAUGUAUAUGUACAGCCAUGUGAAAAAUGAUAGCCAUCAGUAACCCAUCAAAGGAUUCACCUGAAGAUGUUGAAACUCGAGCAUCCAUCACACUCAGCUUUUCAAUCUCAGCGACGUUGGCAAGGGGAGCAUUCUGUAUGAAGAAUUAUCUAUCAGUUUUGGAACUUGAAUAGUUAGGCAAAUUCAGAGCACAUCUCAAAAUUAAAGUUCUCAAUCGACAUAUUGGGGAAACAACCAUAUUGUCAAAAUUAUCUAUUUGUUUGUAAAAAUAUUUUAUUAGUGUAUUAAUUUCAGAAAUUUACAUAUAACAAUAGUAAGUAAUAUUGUCAGAACUAUUUCAACUACUAUAGAUCCAUGCAACAUAACUCAAACAGUAAAAUACUAGCUCUUUCACAAAAUACUCUAGUGGCAUGGCAUAUACUGUAGUCAGCAACCAAAUCAAUUAACCAAAGAAAAAAUGCUAUUAAAAAGGGUCAGGACAAGCAUCAUCUUUGUUCCCGGUACUACUCUUGUAUACAAUCAGAAAAAUCACUGCUACUCAAAAUAGUACAUAGACAUAUUUGUCUCCUACCCAUUGUUGACAAAUAGCAUAUAGCCCCUUCAAAAACGAUAAGAACGCAGUGCUGCUCUCCCAACACCAUCAAUCUUGCAACACCAUUUAAACAGACAAGUGUCUCUAAAAUUGAUGCACUAUAUGAUUCUUCAAUAUGGUGAAAACUUGAGAUAUUUGCCCUCACAUGGAUCACAGCAACAGAGGGUCGUCAUGGGGUAAAUGGGUAUGUACCUGUCCAAUGGCGAGAGGCACAGUGGGGAAAAGAACGAUGAGCUUGGUGUCGAGGAAGAUUGUCUGCAGGUUUUGGAGAACAGGGCAAUCCUUUUGUCUGAAGAUCGAUCCUGCCAAUGCCCACGGAAAUCCCUCGCGCCGCGGUUGCAGGAGAGGAGCGCCGGCUGCGGCCGCGGGGGCAGGAGAGGAACGCACGCCGCGACCGUGGGGCUGGCAGCGGAGAGGAGCGCCGGCCGCAGGGUGCCGCCGACCGAGAACAAGCACAGCAUGCAAAUGGAAAAAAUAGAGGCCCAAUUUACAUGCUGGGCUGGAGUUGCUCUAAAAGAAUUUGUUACGAGAGUCAUGACGGGCCAGAUGGGCCAAAGAGGAUUCAUCACAGAACAUAAAAGCUACUGGUACACAAAACUAGGAUUCCAGCAAAAGCAUAGGCUCAUCUGUCAGCUUGAGCUCCGAUGUUCAACGAGCUCUAAAGUGCGUGUACUGUAUGAUAUAUAAACUAGUGGCAGGUGUGCGCCUCCGCGCACGUGUGCGGUUGCUAUCUGAUAUUUUGUUGGGCUUUGUAUUUGUUGGACUUUGUUUACUUCUAAUUUUUUUUUAUAAAAUAGAAAUAGUUACAA